ACUUUAUAUGACUAAUACAAAUGGGUAAGGACUGAGGAGGCGAGAGCGAUCGCUCUUGGAUAGUUCAAAACUAGAAUACGCUCACAUAGUGUUAAACCCAUGAUUCAUGAAGAUGGGCAAUAAAAAAAAGCAGGUUAUUGGCUAAAUGAUGGCUUUUACAGUUUGACCCAGUGCACACCAUGGCGUCGUCAAAUGAGGAUCACAGUGCAGGCUGCCAGCUGCUUCAUGAUGAGAUGGAAGGCAUCUGUGUACUUCCAGAAAUAGCCAGUGUAAAACCAGAGCAUCAGAUGGCGGAUGAUGGAAACCCCCAAAAUGUGGCGAUGGGCAUUAAAUUCAUUUUGCCCAACCGCUUUGACAUGAAUGUUUGUUCCCGGUUUGUAAAGUCACUUAAUGAAGAAGACAGUAAAAACAUUCAAGACCAGGUCAACUCAGAUUUGGAAGUAGCGUCUGUGCUGUUUAAAGCGGAAUGCAAUAUUCAAACUUCUCAGUCACCAGGGAUACAAGUGAGACAUGUUUAUACUCCUUCAACAACAAAGCAUUUUUCUCCAAUCAAGCAGUCAACAACUUUGACUAACAAACAUCGUGGCAAUGAAGUAUCUUCUACACCCUUACUUGUACAUUCUUUGUCAAUUCAUCAGCUAGCAGCUCAAGGGGAGAUGGUGUUCCUCGCCAGCCGUAUUGAACAAGAAGCAGUAAUUAAUCUACAGGAUGAAGAAGGUUUCACACCACUGAUGUGGGCAGCAGCUCAUGGACAAAUAGCUGUUGUGGAAUUUUUACUUCAGAAUGGAGCUGAUCCUACCAUUCUUGCAAAAGGAAGAGAGAGUGCGUUGUCACUUGCCUGCAGUAAAGGAUAUACUGAUAUUGUGAAGAUGCUAGUAGAAUGUGGAGUGGAUGUCAAUGAAUAUGACUGGAAUGGAGGCACUCCUUUGCUGUAUGCUGUUCAUGGAAAUCAUGUUCGGUGUGUGGAAAUCCUUUUAGAAAAUGGAGCCGAUCCAACAAUUGAAACUGAUUCGGGAUUCAAUGCGAUGGACAUGGCAGUAGCAAUGGGACAUAAAAAUGUUCAACAGGUGAUGGAAGGCCAUUUGCUAAAGCUGCUGCAAGGUAUCAAAGAAUGACUGUGAAAAGGGUGGAACUCCUGUUGUAAACUUGAAUUGUACAUAUCAAGGUUUGAUUUGGUAAAAAUGUCUGUAUUUUCUUUGGAAGAAAAUCACAGUUAAUUUUUUAUUCAUGUAUAUACAGGUAUAUAUAUAAUUAUAUGGGCAACUUAUUUACCAUAACAUCAGAAUUUUCAGAAUUGCUACUAAGAGUUAGUCACUGUAGUAGAAACUAAACACUGCCAUUUUGGGUUUCUUUACGUUCUGAGGGCAAAGUGUAAUACAAUUCAACUGUCACUAAUCUGGCAUCGUUAGGACCUGUGAGGUGCCAUUUUGGUGACUUUGCCGGAUCACCGAUGGUUGGAGUCACAAUAUAGUAUACCCAAAAUCUGUAUCAGCUCCCUGUAUUAGAGUACAUCUCAUUGGGAUUGUAGACUUGUUCAGGUCUUAACUUUUCAUCAGAAACUAAUUUGGCUAAGUUGCUGUCCACUGAAUGUUUUUCACCAUACACGGCAUGAAACUUUAAACUAUUUUGCUGCUUUAAACAUUGAAACCAACCUUCACUAUAAUCGCACUCAAAAUCUAGUCCUAAUUUUGCACUUGGUUCCUUCACCAGAUCUCUACAUAGCUCAGCACCUUCACUUAUGCAGAGCUUAGACCAUGUUAUCAGCACUUCACCAGUUUUGAACUUUAUUCAUCUUUCAUCAUUUCUUUUUUUUUGAUCUACUGUUAACAAAGAACUGGAGCAAUUUUUCUUUAUGUCUCUUCAUAACAUACACUGACAAAGUGCCAGUAUUUUAUAAUUCACACAAGCUUCUCACAGACACACCGCUGUCAAGAUUUUUCUUUAUAUGUUAUGGACAAUGUGGUGUUUGUACUUUAUACAACAAGAAUCAGUUCAUGUCUUGGAACCAUGGCUGGGGCUAAAUGUGAGUGGGUUAUAAUAAUAAAUGCAAAAAAACAAGUACGAGUGGUUUGCACGAACAGCUGAUCGUGCAACCAAAAAAGUAAUGGCAGGUUGGCAACGUGCCAACCCGUGAAAUUUGAAAUUACGCUUGUGCAAAUUAUGUUCGUAUUAGUGGUGGUACCGGAUUACCAGUGGCCAGAUUAGUGAUGGUCGCCAAUCUGUAUCAGAUACUGUUAAUAAGUUCUAUAAAGGGCUGCAAUGUGGUGUGGUUGCAAUGUGUUGAUGCAUGUGUGCUACAUAGAAUGGUCUAAUGACUCUGUCUGUAGUUCCCUUAUGAACUGAAGAUGUUAUGCCAGUUAAACUAGUUGAUUCCAUUUUAGUGCAAUGAUCAGAUCAUUCAAAUGAUCUUAAAAUAUUUCCAUCCUAAAAUAAUUCAUAAUAUUGAUACGUAAGGAAAAAUUAAUUGUAUGUCGCAGUUUUCAUUUUAAUAGAACGCAUUGUUUUAUAUCCAUACAAUUACUGUAACUAUAGAUCUACAAAUGAAGCUAAAAACACAGCUCUGUCAAAUGAGUUUGUAGAUUGCACACCUCCAAGUCUAGUAUUCUGUGGCAAACUGUUCAAUGAAUUACUUACACUUGUUUCCUGCACUAAAAAGACAUAACAGCUGGUGCACUCUGUUGCUCACCUUUUCUUUUUCCCAUAAAAGACACUGAUGAUUGAGACACCUUUGUGUCUCUCAAGUAUACUCUUUCUCUCACCUUGCAGCCUGUAUGUUUGAUCAACAGCUUGCUCAGAUAUUUGCGGCACAGGAGCAUUUUCAUCAGACAUACAAAAUGGUUCAGUUUAGUGGAUUCAUUUAAAGAAAUGUUCAAAUGACAGAAACAUUCAUGAUUAUUUGUUGUAGUUGGCCAUUAUCAAGAUCUGGUAUUAGCACAAGUUAAGGUUACAAAUAAGUUUCUAAAUAAUAACGUAGGCAUCUUUUAAUGAUGAGGGAACCAUAGCUGGAGAAUAAUCAAGUUAACCUCAUGGUUGUGAGUCCUGUUUGUAGUAGGCCUGAGCUUAUUAUAAAAGCAGCAUCUUCUUACCUUUUUUCAGCACACAUGGGUUAGUUAUGGAGUACUGCUCAGUCCAGUUGUCUUAAAGGUCUUCAACAACUUGUUGAAAAAAAGAAAAAAAAAUGAGGCUGGAGUAUUUUCCCCUCGGCAACAAUACUAUAACUAUUUACUGCUAAUUAUUUUUAGCAGGUGAAAAAAACAUAUUUUUCUCCCAGAAUAAUGUCAUAUUAAAGGCUUAGUUAUUUUAUUUGGAGUUGGCAUGCUUCAUGCUCAGUGGACAGAGCAUCUGCAAAAAUUUUUCUGCGUUGUUUGUAAUUAUUGAGCGUGUGAAAUUAGCCUGAAAGCAGAUCUAAAGCUAGUCUUAUUUUAAAAGUUCAUAUUUAUUGAUCUAUAUACAAAGAUUUUGCAGUGUUUUUAUUAAAUACAGUAUAUGUGUGGUACUGUUAUUAAAAUUCAUGUUGAAUAUUUGAUAUAGUUUACUACUUUUAUUGUGUUAUUUAAUAGUAGUGACUUAUUUAUUUUUAUUUUUGUAUAGUGUUUUUAGGUUGUAUCCAUGUGAUGGUAUUUCUGUCAAGUUUUCCUUAGUGCAAUAUAGUAAACAAAGUUUGAUGAAUUCAAGAAGACAUUUUGUGCAAAUGUUACAUAUGUUUAUUGUGCUUAUUUAGUAAUUCUUGUAUUUCACUUUCCUGAUAACAAACACAUAAUGUGAUUUAUCUUUUACAAUGAAAACAUCAACUCCUUGCAAUAAAGAGCAACUUUGUGUCC
Messenger RNA from Erpetoichthys calabaricus (reedfish), 3821 nucleotides. It is a transcript of the gene ankra2, whose product is annotated as ankyrin repeat, family A (RFXANK-like), 2. Gene Ontology annotation, cellular component: nucleus. Gene Ontology annotation, biological process: regulation of gene expression. NCBI's taxonomy places the organism in Eukaryota, Metazoa, Chordata, Cladistia, Polypteriformes, Polypteridae. Gene Ontology annotation, molecular function: protein binding. The coding region runs from base 180 to 1115 and encodes 311 amino acids. The transcript is spliced from 9 exons. The record is from RefSeq and is a predicted model, not a curated record.